UUCCCCAAAAACACAUACCAAAAUGAGUACCAACUUUUUUUCAACCGUUUUCAUUUUCCAAAUAUUACUAACAUUCAUCAUUCCUUCAACAUCAGCCGUUGGAUCACCAAUCAACAUAUGGCCCAAACCAAGAUCCUUCACAUGGAUCACCACCCCCCAGGCAACCCUUUUAUCCCCAUCAUUCACCAUAACAUCUCCAUCACACCCUUACUUAACUCCGUCAGUCAACCGUUACCUCAGUCAAAUCCAAACCACCCAAUACAAACCCCUACUCAUUCCCCCACUAAACUUAACCACCUCUUUCCCAUUACAAACUUUAACCAUAACCAUAACCGACAUCACAGCCCCGCUUUCUCACGGAGUCAAUGAAUCCUACACUCUCACCAUCCCCUCCAACACCACAACCGCUACUCUCGCGGCCGCUACGCCAUGGGGGGCGAUGCGAGGGCUUGAGAGCUUCUCGCAGCUUGUGUGGGGCAACCCGGCCCGUGUUGCGGCCGGGUUGGUGAUCACGGACUGGCCCAUGUUCGAGCACCGAGGAGUUCUUUUGGAUACUUCUAGGAAUUACUUUGGAGUUGAGGAUUUGUUGAGGUUGAUUGGGGCUAUGAGUGCGAAUAAGUUGAAUGUGUUUCAUUGGCAUAUAACGGAUUCGCAGUCGUUUCCUUUGGUUUUGAAGUCGGAGCCUGAGCUCGCUGCGACAGGUUCGUAUGGGCCGGAUAUGCAGUAUUCGGCAGAGGAUGUGAAACGGGUCGUGGAGUUUGGGUUGGAACACGGUGUUCGGAUCAUCCCAGAGAUCGAUAUGCCCGGACACACCGGAUCAUGGGCUGAAGCAUACCCCGAAAUUGUCGCGUGUGCCAACAUGUUCUGGUGGCCGGCGGGCGCGCCAUGGGAGGAACGCCUAGCAGCCGAACCAGGAACCGGCCACCUUAACCCAUUAAUCCCUAAAACCUACGACGUCGUGAAAAACGUCGUAAAGGAAACAACAACUCUAUUUCCAGAUUCAUUCUACCACGGAGGAGCCGACGAGGUCGUCCCCGGCUGCUGGAAAGCGGACCCCACAAUCCAAAAAUAUCUUGCAAGUAACGGGACUUUAAGUCAAGUCCUAGAGAUUUUUAUCAACAACACCAACCCGUACAUUUUGUCACUCAACCGCACGGCCGUGUACUGGGAGGACGUUAUACUCGACUCCGAAAUCAAAAUCAAUCCGUCGAUUCUCCCACCGGAGACCACGGUCAUGCAAACAUGGAAUGGUGGCCCGAACAACACGAAAAGGUUGGUGUCCGCGGGUUAUAGGACAAUCGUAUCCUCCUCGGAUUUCUACUACUUGGAUUGCGGGCACGGAGAUUUCACGGGGAACAAUAGCGCGUACGAUCAACAUCCUGAUUUCGAGCAGAAAAAGGGCGGGUCGUGGUGUGGCCCGUUUAAGUCAUGGCAGUUGAUAUAUAAUUAUGAUAUAACGUUUGGGUUGACGGAGGAGGAGGCGAAGUUGGUUUUGGGUGGGGAGGUGGCGUUGUGGUCCGAGCAGUCGGACAGUAGGGUACUUGAUUCCCGGAUCUGGCCUAGGGCUUCGGCAAUGGCUGAAGCCCUAUGGUCCGGGAAUCGAGAUGAGACUGGAAAGAAGAGGUCGGUGGAUGCUACGGAUAGGUUGAAUGAGUGGGUUAAUAGAAUGGUUAGCCGAGGCGUGAAGGCCGAACCGAUUCAACCGCUUUGGUGCAUUAGAAAUCCGGGCAUGUGUAACACUUAUAACCCUAUAUUUUGAAACAUGUGGUGUUGAAUGUUGGUUUUGUGAUUGAAAAAUGAGAGAAAGUGAGUGGUUUUAAUUUGUUUUUUUUAGAUUGUAUUGUAAUGAAAUUGGAGUUUAUUUCAAGAGUUUAAUGGAAUGAAGACGACAUGACAAAAUCUUUGGAUACGUUAAA
This is a messenger RNA of Helianthus annuus (common sunflower), 1916 nucleotides long. RefSeq names its product beta-hexosaminidase 2. Gene Ontology annotation, cellular component: membrane. Lineage: Eukaryota; Viridiplantae; Streptophyta; Magnoliopsida; Asterales; Asteraceae. Gene Ontology annotation, molecular function: beta-N-acetylhexosaminidase activity. The record is from RefSeq and is a predicted model, not a curated record. The transcript has 2 exons. Gene Ontology annotation, biological process: glycosaminoglycan metabolic process; carbohydrate metabolic process. Bases 23 to 1759 code for a protein of 578 amino acids.